Messenger RNA from Notodromas monacha, 1669 nucleotides. The record is from the annotation of a GenBank genome assembly. NCBI's taxonomy places the organism in Eukaryota, Metazoa, Arthropoda, Ostracoda, Podocopida, Cyprididae.
AGAUGACGACUAAAUGAGAUCAGUAUUCCGUAGCGUUGUGUUUUGUACAGUAUUGUGAUCUCGACAUGGAGGAACUUCCUGGACGAAUUUUCCGUCUAUCGUGCAGAGAAUUGGAAUAAGUAGUAACGGGCGCUCGUGAUCAUGAAGCUCUGCUGGUGGUUUCGUCCAUGUGAGUGAUUAUAAUGGAUUUAAAACCAUGAAAUACUGAAUGCGUGUACGAACGAGGCUCACGAUGGGAGACCAGCCGUAUCUGUGGCACAUGGUGCCAUCAGUGCCUUUCUACGACGUCCACGGGGGCCCUCAGCCGAUGCCUCGGAGACCCGUGGUUCGCAAUGCGUCCGCAGACAGCCUUCUCAGCUCUCCCUACGGAUAUUCCUUCGGACCACCACUGGUAGAUCCAACUUACGACGAUGUUGGCAUCCCAAUUAUCCCGCCACCUAAUGUCGUCGAACCCGUCAUACAUGGUAGGCCUUAUGUUCCUCCGCAUCCCGCUCCACGUCAACGGCAGCAAAUCCCGAGGAACCAUUCAGUGCAAUUCAGAGACGUUGAAUGCGUGCCGACGUUCGUGGCGCCUCGGGAAAAGCCGCGACGAAUAGCGCCGCAACCGCCUAUGCAAGAGCCGCCUCGAAUGCCACCUCCUUACCGCCCGCCGCCUGAACCCCCCGGAAGGCCAUCGGCGCCGAAACCAGCCCCAGUAAUCGGCCUGGAUCCCGGCCCGCCGCCACAAGCACCGCCACGACGCAGGCACUCGCAGGGCAACCUGUCCCUAGCCUCUUCCCACCACGUAUCUUCUGCCAGUGUCGAUUGUUUAGAUGGUUCUGUAGAGGACCUGAAGAUAUCCGUUCGUGAUCGGAAAAAGCUCUUCGACAGCUUCUCCUCUGAGAACUUGCUCUCGACGACGACGACGGCGCCGUCGUCGUCUCACGCUCGGAAGCAGGCACAGUCUCGGGGAUCCGUGGGAUCCCAGGAUCAAUCUGCAAGACAAUUCGCUCUGGCCUGUGCAGUGAAUGACGUGGAUAAGAUCCUGUCGAUGAUUGCCGAGUGUCCGGCUUUGGCCCAGUGGAGGGAUCCCGUCACGGGUUACGCUGCAAUCCACUGGGCCGCGAGGAAAGGCAAUGUGGACAUUUUGAAGGCUCUGGCGGAGACGGAGGGUUUCGAUGCGAAUGCCAAGACGUGUAGUGGGUACACGGCAUUGCAUCUGGCGGCGCAGUUCAACCGCGAUGAUUUUUACCAAGUGCUUCUCGGGGAACUGGGAGCCGAUGCCAGUAUGCGGGAUUUCAGUGGGAGAAAGCCUCAUCAGUACCGACAAAAGCAAGAGGCGUCCAUUUCCGCCAACGUCCUCAGUCGCAUCAACGUGCGGAAAACGCAGCACCAGCUCACCAGAGACCAAAAGCUGAACCGUUUCGGCUCCAUCAACGUGCGCGUGAAGAAGACCGCCGAAGCCCUGAAUCACAUCAUUGGCGGCAACAGCAUCGCUAGGAUCCUGCCGCCAGACAAGCGUCCCCUGAGUGUCGGUCUCACGGGCUCCACCAAGUCCCUGACGUCUUCCCUAUCGUCGUCGCAGGAAGACAAGACCGUGCGACGGUUUUCCAGUGUCGAGCCGUCGGUCGAGCCCGGGGAUGACGACGUCGCUUGUGGAUUCGGGCGUGAAUGGCGGGUCAAGGAGUGA